UACAUUAACAGUUUUGAUUUACCUAACCUAGCUUAUGUGUUUCCCAUGAUGAUUCUCAUGACUGCCACAGACGGGCAAGGUUUAGGCUAGAACAAUCUGCUCCGCUGCUCGUCGCUCUGCAGUGGUGCAAUCGCGUCUUAUCUAGUGUCAGGAGUUUCUCAAACAGUAUUGUGUGCUACUCGAUUUACCUAACCUAGCUUAUGUGUUUCCCAUGAUGAUUCUCAUGACUGCCACAGACGGGCAAGGUUUAGGCUAGAACAAUCUGCUCCGCUGCUCGUCGCUCUGCAGUGGUGCAAUCGCGUCUUAUCUAGUGUCAGGAGUUUCUCAAACAGUAUUGUGUGCUACUCGAUUUACCUAACCUAGCUUAUGUGUUUCCCAUGAUGAUUCUCAUGACUGCCACAGACGGGCAAGGUUUAGGCUAGAACAAUCUGCUCCGCUGCUCGUCGCUCUGCAGUGGUGCAAUCGCGUCUUAUCUAGUGUCAGGAGUUUCUCAAACAGUAUUGUGUGCUACUCGAUUUACCUAACCUAGCUUAUGUGUUUCCCAUGAUGAUUCUCAUGACUGCCACAGACGGGCAAGGUUUAGGCUAGAACAAUCUGCUCCGCUGCUCGUCGCUCUGCAGUGGUGCAAUCGCGUCUUAUCUAGUGUCAGGAGUUUCUCAAACAGUAUUGUGUGCUACUCGAUUUACCUAACCUAGCUUAUGUGUUUCCCAUGAUGAUUCUCAUGACUGCCACAGACGGGCAAGGUUUAGGCUAGAACAAUCUGCUCCGCUGCUCGUCGCUCUGCAGUGGUGCAAUCGCGUCUUAUCUAGUGUCAGGAGUUUCUCAAACAGUAUUGUCAGUUCAGACACUUGUGGAUUUGAACCAUUUUGAAGUAACUUAUGUACAAAAUCUACCUGAUAUUGUAAAAGAAGAUGUUCUGAAUCUUGCCCUACGCAAUGGCAAAGCUCAGAAAUGUAUUAGUAAUUUCUUGCAUCCUAACAUUAAGAACUUACACAUUAAUGAAUCAACAAUAUCAAAUGAUGAUUUGCACAAUAUUUCCCGCUGCAAGAAAAUCAGAAGUUUACAAAUGAAUCCACCAACUCAACACCAAUACAAUCACUGUAGUCUUGCUCUAAAGCAGCUGUUCACUAGCCUGCCUCAGUUAGUGAAGCUGCAUGUACAGAGGAACCAAGGUGUGACAGAUGAUGUCCUUGCUGCCCUAACCACUCACUGUCCACUGCUGCAGGAGCUCGAUGUGUCAGGCUGCCACACACUCUCCGACAGGUCAGCCGUCAGUCUCGCCACCCUCCACAACCUGCAGUCUGCCAACCUGUCUUCAACUUCGAUUGGUGAUGAAAGUCUGCUAGCCAUGGCUGAUGGAGUCUGUUCCCAGACACUAACAGAAGUGAUUUUGAACAAUUGUGUCAAUAUCACUGACAAAAGUCUUAAUGUUCUCAUCAAUAAAUGUUGCAAUCUGUCGAUUCUUGCAUGUGGAAACUGUCCUAAAGUAUCUGGAGACAAUCAUUUGGGACCAGGCUCUGAUUUGGGCAAAAACAAAAAGAAACAAGUUACAUGGACAUUUUACUUUUAGGAAAAAUAUUUUAAAUCUUGUCACUGUUUUAAAUAUUAUGACUUAUACUUAGUAUUUAAGUAUGAAAAUAAAUGUUAAUUUUGAUA
This is a messenger RNA of Homalodisca vitripennis (glassy-winged sharpshooter), 1656 nucleotides long. Its product is annotated as protein AMN1 homolog. Gene Ontology annotation, molecular function: protein binding. Gene Ontology annotation, biological process: SCF-dependent proteasomal ubiquitin-dependent protein catabolic process. The transcript is spliced from 5 exons. Lineage: Eukaryota; Metazoa; Arthropoda; Insecta; Hemiptera; Cicadellidae. The record is from RefSeq and is a predicted model, not a curated record. Bases 1067 to 1570 code for a protein of 167 amino acids. Gene Ontology annotation, cellular component: SCF ubiquitin ligase complex.